ACUGGCUAGCGGGUAGUGGUUGUGGGGAGUUGGCAGUGAGGUAGGUUGGCUGGCUUUGACGAAAUUGACCGAUGGCGGGACAAUCCCCAGCCAGAGCUUCAACUUUUUUCCAUUCCUGUUGUGGGGCAGUUAAAUUGGCUUGGCAGGAAAUUAUUCCUUGUACAUACGAUUCCUACGAAAUCACCGACAGAAAUCCUGUAACAAAUUACAAAUUCAACAAAGUUUCUAAAUGCCACCUGGACCCAGAGGGCGUGACAGAGGUGGAGGGGGGUUCAGAGGAAGAGGAGGAAACCGAAGAGUCAAAGGCGGUAGAGGCGGUAGAGGCGGUAGAGGUGGUCGAGGCGGAAGAGAUCAAGGAAGAACCUCAAUGAGAACUGAGAAUCGACCAAAGGAAAUUACUCAAACCGAGGAGCCCGAUUCUAAUUCCGAAACCUCCGAGGAUCUCGAACUGCGCAAUGGAGAAGAUUCUGAAGACUUGGGUAGUAGCGACCCUGAAUCGGAAUCGGAAGAUGAUGCUGCAGCAGCAAAACCUUAUAACCUCCUACUCCAAUCUCUAGUCGCGAGCAAUGAGUUUAACCGACACAAUCCUAAACGCCAAAAACUUGAUUUCACACAAGACCAGGAGGAUGGGGUCAUCUUGUUAGACGGUAAGGAUAUGGCAGAUGAGCCUAAGCAGGAGGGAGAGCCCGAAGAAGAGAUCGUGGAUGUGGGCUCAGACAACGAGGAUCAAUCAGACCCAUUUGAAUCACACUUUACAAGUCCCUCCCCCGCUCUACUGGCUUCCAUCUCCUCUGCUUCAAAGGGUGAAUGGAAGGAUACUAAGUUACCUAAUUCCGGACUACCUGGAAAUGUCUACUUAUCCACUCCCAGAGGCCCGAAACAAACUACUGGUGGAAGAAGGAUCGAAAGCAUAAAAGACCUAAACCUGAAGAAGAGGCUGGUCGCUGAGGAGCUGACGCCGCUACAAAAGUCAUUAGGGCAGCUUGUCUUCGAUUAUGUGGAUGUUUUAUAUGGUGAACGAACACUAGGCAAUGCUGAAGAAUUACGGAGGAUGUAUUCUUUACAUGCGUUGAAUCAUGUCUUAAAGACCCGAGACCGAGUCCUAAAGAACAAUGCCCACCUAGCAAAAGCUACAGAUAAGGAAAUAGAGCUCAGAGAUCAAGGCUUCACAAGGCCCAAAGUCCUUUUCAUACUGCCAACACGAAACGCUUGCGUGGAAGUAAUAAAUGCACUAGUUGACAUUCUACAGCCAGAGCAACAAGAAAACAAAAAACGCUUUCAAAAUACAUACUACUCACCCCUAGAUACUGAGCGGAUUAGCCCCAAUAAGCCUGAAGACUUCCGCGCCCUCUUUAGCGGAAACCAUGAUGACCUCUUCAGGUUAGGCUUAAAAUUAACUCGGAAAACUCUAAAGUAUUUUAGUCAAUUCUACAACUCCGAUAUAAUUCUCGCAUCGCCGCUUGGGCUGCGUAUGGCCAUCGGUGAUGAAUCUGACAAAAGGCGCGACUACGAUUUCCUCUCUAGCAUAGAAUUAGUGGUGGUGGAUCAGGCCGACGCACUGCUAAUGCAAAAUUGGGAUCACCUAGAGCAUAUUUUUAAACACCUUAAUUUGAUACCCAAAGACCCGCACGGCUGUGACUUUGGGCGUGUGCGGCAAUGGUAUUUAGAUACUAAUGCAAAAUACUUCAGGCAGACGUUGGUAUUCGGCGGGUUUGUGACACCAGAGAUAAUGAAGUUGUUUAAUCAUAAUAUGUUAAAUGUUGCCGGGAAGGUGAAAACUCAAGCGGAGUAUAUAGGGUCCAUGAUUGAUUUGGGGGUUCAAAUAUUCACAAGAAUAGACCCCCCAACCCCAGCUGCAGACCCAGAUACUCGUUUCGACUACUUCACAAAGGCAAUCCUACCCUCCCUCCUCCGAAACACCUCCACAAGCACAUUGAUCUUCAUACCGAGUUAUUUUGACUUCGUUCGAAUGCGGAACUACCUCUCCAACGCCCCCAUACCCAUCGGCGCUAUAUCGGAAGAAACCCCUGUCUCCUCCGUCGCGCGCGCGCGGUCACAUUUCUUCACGGGCCGUCACUCGGUUCUACUCUAUAGCGAGAGAGCGCACCAUUUCCGGCGCUACGACAUCCGCGGGGUCACGAGCGUGGUAUUCUACGGACUGCCGGAUAACCCCCUUUUCUACCGCGAGGUUGCGGGUGGCUUUAUAGGGCGGAGCGUUGGUGAAGGGAGAGCCAAGGAGCAGCCGAAGGUGCGUGUGAUAUUCUCCAGGUGGGAUGCUAUGAAACUGGAGAGAAUUGUUGGUAGCAAGAGGGUUAGGGUUAUGUGUAUGGACAAGGGUGACACGUUUGAGUUUGUCUGA
Molecule: messenger RNA, 2359 nt
Organism: Tuber melanosporum (Perigord truffle)
Lineage: Eukaryota; Fungi; Ascomycota; Pezizomycetes; Pezizales; Tuberaceae
Exons: 6
Coding region: 368-2359 (663 amino acids)
Biological process (GO): maturation of SSU-rRNA from tricistronic rRNA transcript (SSU-rRNA, 5.8S rRNA, LSU-rRNA)
Cellular component (GO): small-subunit processome; nucleolus
Molecular function (GO): rRNA binding; U3 snoRNA binding
Source: RefSeq, a predicted model, not a curated record